GAAUAAAUACAAUAUUAAUUGAGACCACUUUACUAAAACGAGUAAUUUUAAAUUAAAAUAAGAGCAUGAAGCGGCAGAAUGUACGAACAUUGUCACUUGUGGUUUGCACUUUUACGUAUCUUCUCAUCGGAGCAGCGGUCUUUGAUGCAUUGGAGUCAGACACCGAAAGUAAAAGAUUAGAGGUGCUGUCAGACAUGAAAAAUGGCUUAUUACGCAAAUAUAAUAUAAGUGCUGAAGACUACCAUGUGAUAGAAAUAGUAUUGAUAGAGAAUAAGCCCCACAAAGCUGGUCCACAGUGGAAGUUCGCAGGAGCAUUCUAUUUUGCCACUGUCGUUUUAGCUAUGAUUGGCUAUGGACAUUCCACACCUGUUACUGUAGGAGGAAAGGCUUUUUGUAUGGCCUAUGCCAUGGUGGGCAUACCCCUAGGGCUGGUGAUGUUCCAGAGUAUCGGGGAACGGUUAAAUAAGUUCGCUUCAGUUGUGAUUCGUAGAGCGAAAUGUUAUCUGCGUUGUAAUACCACUGAAGCAACCGAAAUGAAUCUGAUGUUUGCUACUGGAAUGCUCUCGUCAAUCAUAAUAACUACAGGAGCCGCCGUAUUCUCUCGGUACGAAGGCUGGAGCUACUUCGAUAGUUUCUAUUACUGCUUCGUGACGCUGACCACCAUCGGCUUCGGAGACUACGUCGCUCUGCAAAACGAUCAAGCCUUGACCAGUAAACCCGGAUAUGUGGCCUUGAGUCUCGUCUUCAUAUUGUUCGGGCUGGCCGUUGUCGCCGCCAGCAUCAACUUACUCGUUCUCAGAUUCAUGACCAUGCAAGCCGAAGAGAACGCUCGAGACGAAGACAAAGAAGGUUCUAGAACAUUGCUACCGAUAGAGGGACACGGCAUCGCGGCCCGGCAGCGUUCACACGACGACCAGGCGUCUGUAUGCUCGUGCAACUGUUUGGGCAAUAAGCAGUGUGAGAGCGGAGCUUUACUCGAAGCUCCUACCCGACCUUAUCGUCUGCGAGCGCGGGCGUCUCUCACUCAAGACAUCAUCGAACGAGCUUCCGUUUAAGUCAAGUUUACUCCUUAAUAAUAAAUUACAAAAUCUAUCUUUUAACAUUAUGAACUAGCAAAAGAAAUUUGUUUGUUGGUGAGAUUGCUAUAGUUACGCGGAGCAGCUCAUAUCUGGUGUCCAAAGUUGAUCAGAUUAGAGAUGAGUCGGAUUUAUUAGAACAGAUCCGAGUAUUAGGUAUUUUACGAGAUUAGGCUGCACCUAAUCCCAUUUUUUCAAUGUGUAUAAUCCACCUGUUCCACCUAAUCUUUGUAUUCUUAAAACGUAAAAUAGAAUGUUCAGCAUACGCUCCCACCUGUACCUGCGCUAUCUCAUUCACUUAUACAUUGCAACGUAUAUCAUAACCCCUAAAUGCCUAAUCCUAAUCAUUCAAAUAAUGAUCCAACGAUCACAUUAAUCCAAUCUUAAUAACGAACUAAGAACCUGAGAUUAGGAAUAGGCAGAUAGAGAUUGCUUGCUAAGUAAAGGAUUUGUUGUGAAUGAGAUUAGGAAGAUUAUGUGGAUUAGGUAUUUCUUAAGAUUAGGUGUUCCUAAUCUUAAGAACUAUAACGUACUAGGUAAAUCUAAAAGAAAUAUAACGUACUAGGUAAAUCAGAUAUUAAGUCCACCAACAGGUGGACGUAGUACGACUCAUCUCUAAGCCAGAUAUCACAGACCCUAGGAUUUACGUCACUCGCCUUGAGACACGAGUCGAAGUCUGCAUUGUAUUAAAACGUAUCAGCUAGUGCGUAGCUGGUAUAGACUUCUAGGCUACCGGCGAAUUGGGGGGG
Molecule: messenger RNA, 1825 nt
Organism: Bombyx mandarina (wild silkworm)
Lineage: Eukaryota; Metazoa; Arthropoda; Insecta; Lepidoptera; Bombycidae
Product: potassium channel subfamily K member 9
Biological process (GO): stabilization of membrane potential; potassium ion transmembrane transport
Cellular component (GO): plasma membrane
Molecular function (GO): outward rectifier potassium channel activity; potassium ion leak channel activity
Source: RefSeq, a predicted model, not a curated record